AUGGGCUUGUUUGACCGGCUUCGACGGCGUUCCAAGAGCCACAGCCGUGCGGGGAAUGCGGCCAGCUAUGAACACCUCCGCAUCUCUCCCGAUCACAGUGUCCCUCCAGUUCCCGCGUUAAGGCGAGACUUCACCAAGAACCUCCCUCCUCCGGUUCUGGCGCGAAUCUUUGCUUUUGUUUGUCCCCAUGCAGCGGACAGCAGCUAUGCGACUUCGGAGGAGUCCAUGACCGAGGAUGGCUGCAUGCUCUGCGACAUGCGCGACCUAGCACACUGUGCUCUGGUGUGCAAGCGAUGGUAUCUGGCUGCUCGAGGUGUACUGUACUCCCACGUCCGCAUCGAUGCCGUCCACUACUGCGAACUCGAAGUCCAAUUGGCAGCCAGGCGAAAGCGCCGUUCCUUCUUUGACCGCAAUGGCGACCCCAUUGAUGCACCCCAGGCCCGUUUGGAGUUAUUCAUGCGCUCAGUCCGACAUUCACAUGAGCUGGGAAACAUGGUCUUGUCUCUGCGAAUGCCAUACAUGACCCGUGAAGCAAACAAGGCGGGUAUAGCGCGAACGAUCUCGGUGUGUCCCAACCUGCGAUACGUCGACUUGCCGGCUGGACUAUACAGCGAUGAUCCGUCGUGUCUUGCCCUGAAGCAAGAACUCAUGGCUCGUUGUCCCGAUAUACGCCGCAUGACCUAUCGCCAUGGGUCCGAAGGAAGCUUCUCCCAGUUGCCUGGAUCACGUUUGUGGAUGAACUUGGAAAUCUUGGAGUUGUCGCGAGUCCAAAUCGAGCCGAGCAUUCUUCGCUUUGGUCUGGGCGCUUUCCCCUACCUGCGUGAAUUGACGUUGGAAGACCUGCCUUGGCUUGACGAUUCCGCUUUUGUAGCUUCUCAAUCACUACCUCCAUUUCCGGCCGUCCAACGGCUUACACUUCGAGAUACCCCGAAGGUCACGGCAAGCGGGCUUGCCGCGUUCUUCUCCCUUCCUGUGAAUCGCAAAUCAUUACAUUAUCUGACUUUGUCGGCUACCGGAGUGCUUCCACCCGCCCUGUAUCAAAUUCUAGCUUCGGCGCCAUGUCUGCAAGGACUUUUGGUCAUUCAAGAAGUAUCCCGAUCCUUUCCCACGGAACAGGUACCACCGUUGGCGUCGACGUCGCUCAACAUGCUGCACUAUGAGAUCACUUCUUCGAGUACAUCUUACGGUCUACCACCUGUUGCAGCGUCAUACUAUACCUACUUGAUCUCUUCUCUAAUGUCAAACUGUCUUCCAGCUUUACGCGAUCUGUAUGUCCGCGACGCCAGCUUCCCAGAAGCGCUGUUACUUGCACCUCCGCCUCGACUCUUCGGAGGUGGUGAAAACGGCCCGCAAAUCCCUGCUGGCGGUCUCUCGCAGCCCCUCAAUGUGUACAGCAAAGGCUUGGACGAACUGGAAUGGAACUUUACUCCAUACGAGCCGCCUCAGACGCGCGGCCGGCGGGACAGCUCAACUCGUCCGGUGAGCUUCCAUGAUGCGCAAUUGAGUCGAACUUGGGGAGGAGAUGCAAGGAAGAGUGUGCUCGUCGGAAAUGGAUUCGGCGGAUUUCUCGCCGUACCCGUUGAUGAAGAUCACAAUGAGGAUCCUCUGGACGGGAUGAAUGGCGAGGAGGAUCCAUCAGAGCUCGAGGCCGCUGCAGGAGCCCAUCGCAGAAACGAGAUGUCAUCCUCCAUCGCAACUCUGAGAGCGAACCCCAAGUAUAGCGACUUCCUGAUUCUUUGCGGCGAUCAUAUCUUUCCAGCCCAUAAAGCGAUUAUCUGCUCGCAGUCCGAGUUUUUCGCCAAAGUGUUUGACUCGCAUUUCUCCGUUGGUUCUCGACUUGCUGCCUUGUCGCUAACGAGCCUUCUGACCGAGAUAUUGCAGGAAGCCUGCACGGGGCGAAUCAGGCUCCCUGACCAUCCGCUGAUCGUGCUUCUGCUGCUCGAUUACCUCUAUACAAGCGAUUAUACCUUCUAUCUGGAUUAUGAUUUUGCUCCAUCGUUCUUGGCUGAAGGACAAAGUCCACCAGGCGAUCUUGUCGAUCGUCUCCACUGCUGCGAGCUCUCUGUUCAUAUACACAUGUUUCUCCUCGCGGAUCGCCUUCUUAUCAGAGGAUUGAAAAACCUGGCCAAGCAGAAGUUUGCGGACAUUCUCAGAAAAGCUUCGUUUCCAACUGUAUAUCCUCGUGCCGUCAGGGAAGUCUAUACAAUGACUUCGAUACACCAUCAGCUUUUGCGCAAGGUAGUCGUCGAUUUCGCGGUGGAGGUCUUACAUAGCGAUAGCGAGAGGGGCCACUUUGAUCCCAACUUCCCGAGGCAUAUUCUUGAGGAGCUUCCGGAGUUCGCACAGGACGUGACGGCUAAGCUUGUUGAUGAAUGGGUGGAAGAUGAGAAGUGUAGGGCUUCCGAAAUGAUGCAAAUCGCGGAAUACUUUCGGCUUUGUUAG
Messenger RNA from Aspergillus thermomutatus, 2442 nucleotides. RefSeq names its product F-box domain protein. The transcript has 5 exons. Gene Ontology annotation, molecular function: protein binding. NCBI's taxonomy places the organism in Eukaryota, Fungi, Ascomycota, Eurotiomycetes, Eurotiales, Aspergillaceae. The coding region runs from base 1 to 2442 and encodes 813 amino acids. The record is from RefSeq and is a predicted model, not a curated record.